GUGAGAGCUAACUUUUUCCCUCGUCAAGAGGUAGGCAAGCCUACAGGCAGGCAGGAAUCGGCCGAGUGCGAACAGGUUUUGCAGAGCUUGGGUGGAGUCCGCUGUGAUGGCAGGAAUGUGAUCUUGGACUUCGUAUGGGAGAAGUGGGAACGGGCACUGGAUACUACACCGGAGUUCGCGAAGCGACUGUAAUCAAAACGAUUAGGCCUACCUCUCACAGUCCUGUGCCUCAGUGCCCACAAUGCCUCAUCGGUCUCAGAGUUCGUCUGUGGGGGAGAAUCCCUUGGAUCCAAACUACCUCCCCCCCCACUACCGUGAGGAGUACCGGUUGGCCAUUGAUGCCCUUGUGGAAAAUGGUGUGGAAGGCUACUACGAAUUCCUGCAGAGCGCCAAUGUGGUUGACUUCCUGUGCCAGUCAGAGGUGGAGCAUAUCAAGCACACCGUGCAGUCACCAGAGACCCAGCAGGCCCCCAGCGGAUCUUUACCCCAGCUGACGUAUCACCAAGCAGACCAAGAUGGCUCCUCUGACACCUACUGGCCGAUGCAUUCUGACCUUGACGCUCCAGGUCUGGACCUGGGCUGGCCACAGCACUCAUUUGUAGGCCCUACAGAGGUCACAACCCUAGUGAACCCUUCUGAUCCUGAAAUGCCAAGCAUCAAGGAGCAGGCACGGCGGCUCAUAAAACAUGCUGGGCAGGUCAUUGCUGUGGUAAUGGACGUGUUCACUGACAUUGACCUCUUUGCUGAUCUCCUGGAUGCGGCUGCACGUGGCGUACCUGUCUACAUCCUUUUAGAUGAACAGAAUUCUCACCACUUUGUUUCUAUGGUGACAAGCUGCAAAGUUAACCUAGAGAUGAUUCAUAUGAUGCGUGUACGGACAGUAUCAGGUGUCACAUACUUCUGCCGGACAGGAAAGUCAUUUAAAGGUCAGGUGACGGACCGUUUCCUGCUGACUGACUGCAGAGCUGUGCUCAGUGGAAACUACAGCUUCAUGUGGUCUUUUGAGAAGAUCCAUCGGUGUAUUGCUCAUCUUUUCCUGGGGGAGUUGGUAGCCACCUUUGAUGAAGAGUUUCGGAUUCUUUUCGCCCAGUCAAAGCCCUUGGUAGUGGAAAAUGCACUAGUCCCUUCUGAUGGUAGCGGGCAUUUUGGUAACCAAUUUGGCAUGAAAAGGACUCAGUCCCUGCGUCUGCAACGUGGCUACUUUCGCCAGACAGAGCUUUCUGCGUAUUCAUUUGGGGACCGCAUGGAUUCCGGACUACCCUUUAGACGUGAGGAUCCCUUCCGUCACACAUUGGAGAUCGGUGCAGCAGGCCUGCAGAUGGGAAAGUACUCCUCACAGCAGUUCCGUAUGCAACAGGGCGUUGUGCAACAGGGUCGCUCCAUCAUGGCCUCCCAGCAGAUAGAGAGGAAUGCUUUCAAGAGGCACAGUUAUGCUGAGGGGACCCAGGAGAGCUACUCUUCCUCCCGCCUAUACAUGAAACAGCGUGUCAUGGGCAACCUGGACGAGAUGGAACAGCACCACCAGCGGGAGAAACACAUGUACCAGGCAGAGGGCUGUUAUGAGCAGCUCCGCAGCCGUGCUUUACAGCAGGACCAGCACUCUGACUCUGGGUACCUACCUGAGUUAGAGCCACCAUCUGACUAUAAUGUCCUUUCCUCCGAUGAUCUCAAAUCUGGACAUUCUCACCCACGUGCAGGGCACUAUGACCCAACAAGUCACAAAAGACCCACAGUAGGACAGGCAUAUGCAUGCCAGAAUUCCCCAACACAGACCAACCCGCCAGACCUAAAAAGGUUUCCUGGGGCUAAGCAAGAUCAUGACGCAAAGGACCCUGACGUAAAGCAGGGAAUGAGGGACUGGAGAAUUAGCUCUUACCUGAGUGCGUAUGAGGAUUCAGGGCAGGAGUGCUUAAAUGAACCUCUUGGGCCUGAUGCUUUCGAUGACGUCCAGCACCAUUCUGAUGAGAGGGGAUUUGAAAACAGGGAGCGUCCCAGCAACCCCCACAGGCCCAAACUGGACCUUCAUCCAAGAUUUGGUAAACCUAUCAUACAAGAGAGAAAAGGUUCUAAGGAUCUCAGCACAACUGACUAUGAGUCCAAGAUGAGGUCAACAGACUCUCUCUCGUCUUUGGGAACAGAGGGAGAGGAGAGGGAGACAAGGGAAUUGGGCCUCACCAAACAUGAAUCCUUCCGGUCAAGAAUCAACCCAAUGCUCCAAAGGAGCUCUCGUCUGCGGUCUUCACUUAUUUUCAGUUCUUCAACAUUAGAGACGCAUAAUACCUCAGGCACAACCAAAACCGAGAGAGAGAGUGACCUAAUAAAAACCUCCUCUGCAGUGGCUGAAAUCCUUGAGAAGAGGAGAUCUUUAUCGAGGGAGCCCUUUGACUGGAACAAGCACAAGAAGACACACGGUACUGAUUCAGACAGCAAAGCCGUUGCACCCACUGAUGAACCUAAUCAAGACCCCAAAGAGGAUGCAAAAGGAAACAAAGAGGAAGCUACCAUUACAUCCAUAGUGGAAGAGUCAGAAAACCCUGCAAAAUCAGAGGCUAAGCUGAACAUGAAUGAUCCUGAAAGCCGACUCUUGUACUUCAAGGAACUUGCAGCUAAACGAAAAGCAAAAACAGUUGAGUACACCACAGACAAAAGUAAUCAACCAGCACUGAAAAAGUCAGAUCUCCUCAACACAGAAGAAAAACUCACCAAAGCAGAACCACAGACAGACAAGCCUCCUGUGGCGACAUUAAAACCAAAACCUUCUGAGCUAAAUAUUGAGAAGCGGACCACAAACAGCACAACACAGAAAGAGGAAAACUCUGAGGUAAAGAAAGAUUCAGCAGGUGCAAAAACUUUGAAGCCCUUCCCCUCACCAAAGUUCUUUAAAAAGGACCCACUGAAGUCUUUUAAAUCCUCCUCCCUGUCACGACGUGUUUCGUGUGAUGAAGACAUGACAGAUGCCACGGAUGCAGAGAAGAGUGAAAUGAAAAAGUCACGAAGCCAGAGUUCAUCCAGCAUGUCUCGCUCUGAAUCACGUGAGAGUCUCAGCCUCACUCGCCAAGGCUCCAUCACCUCACUCAACACAGAGGGUAAAGAAACCAAAGCUCUUGACUUCCUCAAGAAACAGACACAGAGGCUCAAGGGUAUCCUUGGACCAAAGGGUGAUAAGAAGACAUCAGGAACAGUGACUUCUGACAGUAAGAGCAUGAAAACAGUUCCAGAAAUUAAAGAAGAGACGGCAGAUAAAAAGUCCUCAGACACUCUUCCAGAGAAUCAUAAGGCUACAACUAAACCAAGCCAAUCUCGGUAUCAAUCCUCCACAUCCAAUGUGAUCUUCAGCAGUAACCUGAGGGACGACACUAAAGUCAUCCUGGAGCAAAUCUCUGCCAACAGUCAGAAGAACCGAAUGGAACAGGCAAAACAGAUUGAUGCAGCUGGGAGAGAUGGGGGCAGUGGGGACACUGGCCCAAAAUCUGAUCUGGAGCAAGAGAACCCUCUCAAAUACCAUAGCAGAAACCGGUUUGCUCGACCUCCCACCAACCCCGAAGAGCGAGAAAACCUGCUGAAGAGAAUGGAGAGCAUGCGAAAAGAAAAGAAAGUGUACAGCCGGUUUGAGAUGGGGAAUAACUUGGGAUAGUAGAGCAGUGAGCUGCUACUAUUCAUCUGGAGACUCCUUACUUGGAUCUACCCCAAUGAUAACGUUUUAUUGUAACAACUAAUGAAGAUGAUACAAAUUUCAGUUGCAAAGAUCAACCAACUCUGGAUCUCUGUUCUGUAAGCAGACACUCAUCAGCACAACUGUGCUUGCAGUGUGUAGAAUGUUUGAGAUCAGAUACUACAUCCUGGCAGUGCCAACGAAAGUCUCUUUUCUCAACUCAACCUGGCCUUAUUUGGGAACAGGACUACUGUAUUGGACACAGCUUGGACUAGUGUGCAGUGCACAGAAAUUCAAUCCGGAACACAUGGACACGACAAACAAGCAUCAGUGACUGAAAUGUCUAUAUUCAAAAAUACUGGCUAUAAAAAAUGUCUACACGCACCAUGUAUAUGUACAUAUCCCCAACCACCACAGAACAAAGUUUACCCAGGUCACGUGCCAACAAAAACUGCUGUCAAAAAAAGCCAAAUAAGGCUGAAAAGUCUUUUAAAAUCUUUGGCAAAGCUAAACCAGAGAGAUGAAAAGAGAAAGAAUCAAUGAUGAAAGAGAAAGUGACGUAAUUGUAUGGGCAAGAGGUAGUGCAAGCACCGAGGUGCAGAAAAACAGUCAAUGACAUGUAAAUAUGGUGGUUAAUGAUAACAUAUUUUUUUUACAUUUGGAACAGUUGAACAGGACAGACAGAUUUGUGUUUGAACACAAGCACUGUACCUUGAUUUGUGGUUGUUAAUUAGAUAUACAUGUUUCUUAUUAGGGAAACCACUCAGGGAAAGGCCAUGCCCCAUCUAACCAGGCAACCUUCUAUCCAAAGGCACAACAUGCAUUUUUCCACAGAACAUCUGGUACAGACACAUUUACAUGGAUUCUUCUAUAGAAAUGAACUAGAACAGAAAAUUCCUGAUCCGAUCGGAAUGAAAAGAGGUGGUGUAGUCCGUUCCUAUUCCGAAUGAACAGCAAUGUAUAAGGUCAUUCGGAUUGACCGCUGCAUCUUCUCAAGGAAAAGUAGGCAACAGUGGCUAUUCCGAUUAGAAACAAACUAGAAAAGAAAAUUCCUGAUCCGAUCAGAAUUUUAAUCGGAAUGAAAGAGGUGGUGUAGUCCGUUCCUAUUCUGAAUGAACAGCCAUGUAUACGGUCAUUCGGAUUGACUGCUGCAUCUUCUCAAGGAAAAGUAGGCAACAACGGCUAUUCCGAUCAAAUAUUCUAAAGCGUUUGAGAGCACCUGAUGUGAAGAGAACAUAACCCAUGUAAACAGAUGGCAUACAUUUUUCAAUCGGAAUAGUUUCAUCGGAAUGACAAAAAAACUGUCCAUGUAAACAUGCCUACUGUGUUUGCACUUUUUUUUUUUAAAUGUCAGUCAUGUUUAAGGGAAAGGAGAUAGGCUCUUUCAACAAGGGACCACAAACUGAGACUGUACGAAUUUUUUUAUCAAAGACUUUAAAAAAAGAACUGUUAGACUGACUUUACUAUUAAAGUUGCUCAGUAGGUGUUUGUAUGUAGUAUUUUUGUUUAUAAAUGUAUUUAAUCAGACAAAUGGGACAUGAAUCUCAAUUUUCAAACAGUACCUGAAGAUAUUAGGAAAUAACAGCUGUUGUUUUAUAUGUCACACUUUUACAGGAACAAAAAAUCCCAUUAAAUACUUGUCUUCCCCUUGUAACAGGA
Molecule: messenger RNA, 5311 nt
Organism: Alosa sapidissima (American shad)
Lineage: Eukaryota; Metazoa; Chordata; Actinopteri; Clupeiformes; Clupeidae
Gene: sack1hb
Product: family with sequence similarity 83 member Hb
Exons: 6
Coding region: 242-3634 (1130 amino acids)
Biological process (GO): positive regulation of cell migration; protein localization to cytoskeleton; intermediate filament cytoskeleton organization
Cellular component (GO): keratin filament
Molecular function (GO): keratin filament binding
Source: RefSeq, a predicted model, not a curated record